Knipowitschia caucasica is the source of this 1242-nucleotide messenger RNA. Lineage: Eukaryota; Metazoa; Chordata; Actinopteri; Gobiiformes; Gobiidae. The record is from the annotation of a GenBank genome assembly.
AUGGCGAAAGAAAACGGCGAGUCCGGCGAAGGCUCUUCGUGGAAAAAACACGUCGACGAUAUCAAGAAAAUCUUUGACUUUAAGGAAGUCCUUGGCACAGGGGCGUUUUCAGAGGUGGUAAUGGCUCGAGAGAAGGCAACGGGGAAGAUGGUGGCCAUCAAAUGCAUCCCUAAAAAAGCACUCAAGGGGAAGGAGACCAGUAUUGAAAAUGAGAUCGCUGUUCUCAGAAAAAUCAAACAUGAAAACAUUGUGGCUCUGGAGGAUAUUUACGAAAGUUCAAACCACCUUUACCUCAUAAUGCAGCUGGUGUCGGGGGGCGAGCUCUUUGAUCGCAUUGUGGAAAAAGGCUUCUACACAGAGAUGGAUGCGAGUCGCCUCAUCCGACAAGUGCUGGAUGCUGUAAACUAUCUCCACUCCAUGGGCAUCGUUCAUCGAGACCUAAAGCCUGAGAACCUGCUUUACUUCAGCCCACACGAUGACUCAAAGAUCAUGAUCAGUGACUUCGGCCUGUCCAAGAUGGAAGGCACUGGAGACGUGAUGGCCACCGCCUGUGGGACCCCGGGAUACGUGGCCCCUGAGGUUUUAGCACAGAAGCCCUACAGCAAAGCGGUGGACUGUUGGUCAAUCGGAGUCAUUGCUUACAUUCUGCUGUGUGGAUACCCGCCCUUCUAUGACGAGAACGACUCCAAGCUUUUCGAGCAGAUCCUGAAGGCAGACUAUGAGUUUGAUGCUCCGUACUGGGACGACAUAUCAGACUCUGCUAAAGACUUCAUCAGCUCGCUCAUGGAGAAGGACCCAGAGAAGCGUUUCUGUUGUGACCAGGCGCUGGAGCACCCCUGGAUUGCUGGAGAUACAGCCCUCUGCAAGAACAUCCAUGAGUCUGUCAGCCGACAGAUGAGGAAGAAUUUUGCCAAAAGCAAAUGGAGGCAAGCCUUCAACGCCACAGCAGUGAUCCGGCACAUGAGGCGUUUGCAGCUGGGCAACAGUUUUGGCAGCAGUAUCUCCAGUUCCAACUCUGUGUCUGCUGCUCAGAGCCGUGGCCCAGCCAAGAGUCAGUCUGUGGACUGUGCACCGCUCUCCCUUAAGGACUGUACUCCUAUCACCCCACUGCCCUCUGCUGUCAAAGCCUACACUCAGGACUCUGGGCCCCCCUCUCCAGUGCGGGAGGAGUCCCCUGUGGUGCCAGAGGUGCCCCGGCCACGCCCCUCCACGGUCACAGUCAUCCACACUGGGACUAAAUGA